AUGGAGGAUGACGAUGGUUGCGAUAAAAUGAAUGCUGAUAAGUUAUCAGCAAUUCAGUUGGACGAGCUCGAUAAAACCGUUGUCGUUAAUCGAUGCUAUAUGGAUUUCUUGGGACAGUUAACUAGGAGAAUUGAUUCGUUACUAGCUGGAAAUCGACGAGAGCAGGCACUGUUGAAGCGAAAGAUCCAUAGUGUUGAAGAUCUGGAAAAUGAUAACGAAGCUAAUCGGAAGAGUGCUUCUCCUGCAAUGUUUUUUCCACCUUAUUUUAAAGAUACUUCGGGAAUGGUUAGUUUGAAAUUGCUGCCGUUUUCUUUUUUUAUUUGUUGCUUUUUAUGUGUGGUAUCCGACAGUUCAUCUUCAUGA
This is a messenger RNA of Anisakis simplex (herring worm), 363 nucleotides long. The record is from the annotation of a GenBank genome assembly. NCBI's taxonomy places the organism in Eukaryota, Metazoa, Nematoda, Chromadorea, Rhabditida, Anisakidae.